AUCUACAGUAAUAUUUUGCCGGAAAUUUAGGUAGGGCGCUUGCAUGUUAUGGUUGCAUUGCAAUGGGAUUGGGGUCCGGACAGCUCACCCCUGAACCAUGAGUUGCUGUUGUUGCUUUGCACGUUGGUUCUUCCUCAAGUUUGCAGGUUCUUCAGCUGCUACACAUCAUCCAUUGGCAUGCCACCAAAUGAAAUGUUCUGCAAUGGUCCAUGCUCCCAACUCCUCAUCCUUUUGGCACCAACCAUGGCACUUUAGGUUCCAAAUAACUUGAGCAACAAAGGGGGCUGGGAUUCGUGAGCUCCCCAUCCAUUUUCCCCACAUGGAACAAGGUUGUGCGAUUCAGUGAAGAUUCUCCAUUUCUUAAUCAGGCAGGAGAUUGAGGAGCCAGGUCCGAAACCGUAGUCUUUGGACAGUCCCCCCCCCCUUUCAUUUUUAUGUUUCUCAGUGCAGAUUUUCAGCAGGAUGAACUGGGAAAUACGUACUACUCCCUCCGACCCUAAUUGUUGUCGAAAUAUUACAUUGUGACUAGACACUUUUUAAGAAUAGAUGCAUUCAUGUUUAGAUAAAUUUAAAUCAAAAAUUUAAAAUUUCCCUGAAGCAGUAAAGUAAGUAAAGUAGUAGCACAUCAAUGAAACCUGAACGGUGCAAGAGCCCAGCAACCGACCGACAGUGCCUGCCUCUCUGAACAAAGAGCUCCUCUCCUCUGAGUUGACACCAUAACCAUAGAUUGAUCGGGUGACAUCUUGUUUGCUCGUUUUCCUCUUUCCGAAAGGACAUUUUGUUUGUUUGUUUGCUUGCUCUAGUGCGUUCAGAAGGCAGGGGUGUCCUUUUUUUCUCCCCGUAAUAAAAAUCCAGCAUUUACUCUGAACCGCAGAAAAUACAGAAUCUCUGCACUCUCCAGCAUAAUGAAAAGUUCAGAGAACCUGAAGGAGCCUCCUGCACCCAGCCCAAAACUUGGUUUUGUUCUCUUCCUAGGAAUCAUCAGCGCGGAUUUCAUGGGGAUUCGGCCGGGCGGGCCGCCGCUCCGUAGAUUACUAUACUAGAUUUCCCUUCCUUCCACAGGACACUUGCGGUGCACACAUGCAGUAGGUCCACUGGUGUACAGUAAUGCUGCUCACGCUCAUAUGCUACUGUGAGCCUGUGACUGUUGCCUGUUGGUGGCUUUCAGGUCCCAGCCAGCUGAGCUGAGCUUAACUGAACUGAGCGAGCACAUCUUCUUCUCGGACACCAGCAGUAUUCCUUAGACUUCAGUGUUCAGCUCACUGGGUGGGUGCGCCGUGCGCGUCCCAUUGCUUGCGUCCACGUUUCAUCAAGACCUCGAGAGAAAGCCAUGGACGAGGCCUGCGACCUCGAGGUGCACGUCAAUGGCCACCACACGCUUCUUCUCCAUCAGAGCGUGGUGUGCGGCUUCUCGGGGAAGCUGAGAGCCAUGGUGGCGACGACGAAGAAGAAGAAGCCGGGAAAAGAAGCAGAGCCUGCAGCAGGGGCGUUGUUGUCCGUCGAGCUCGCGGGGUUCCCGGGCGGCGGCGAGGCGCUGGAGCUCGCGGCACGGUUCUGCUACGGGAAUGGCGAGCCGCCGCCGCUGCUCUGGCGCCCCACCACCUUCCCGCUGCUGUACUGCGCCGCCGUGUUCCUCGAGAUGACCGAGGAGGUCCGCCCCGGCAACCUGCUCUCCCAGGCGGAGGCCUUCGUGCACGAUGACGCGCGGCGGCUCUGGACAUGGGCCGACGCGGUCGCCGCCGUCAGGAGCUGCGAGAGGCUCGUCGUCUCCGAUUCCAGCACCAACGCCGCCGCCAUUGCCGACGCGCUCCUCGAGAAGCUCGUAUCCGCUCUCUUCUCCCGGAUCGCCGCCGCAAGCCGCCCCGCGAACUGCUCGUCUUCCUCGUCCUCGUCGUCGCCAUUGUCGAUCUCGUCGUCGUCCUCCUCGUCGCCCGACACGGACUCCGCGACAAAGACGCCGCCGCCGCCGGAGCUGGUGACGACGACGACGAAGCCGUGCAGCAGCAGCGGCAGCGGGAACGAGUGGUGGUUCGACAACGUGGCAUCUCUCUCCCCGCCGACCGUCGAGAAGGCCACGAGAUUCCUCGGUGGCGAGAAGAACAACAAGGACCCGACGAUAACGCGGUUCCUUCUCCACUACCUCCGCCGUCGCCGCCGCUCCGUAGAUUCCCCCACCAGCGACGACCUCACCCUCUCCGUCCUCGCCAACACAGCAGCGCACGGCGUGGCCGCGCUCGCCGCCACCGGCGGGUGCUUCUCCUCCUGCCGGAGCCUGUUCCGUGUUCUCCGGACCGUGUCAGCGGCCGGGGCAAGCAGAGAGAGCAGGAACAAGCUGGAGACACUCGUGGGGUCGCUACUCGACCAGGCCACACUCGACGACCUCCUCGUCCCCGUCUUCGUCUCCGGCGGCGGCUCCGUCCCUGGCGGAGGCGUGUACGACGUGCGCCUGGUGGUGCGGCUCGUGAGGGUGUUCGUGAUGGCCAUGGCGUUGGAGGAGGAAGAAGAGGGGACGAAGAGGCUGAGGAAGGUGGGGAGGCUGGUGGACAAGUACCUGGGCGAGAUCUCGCCGGACCAGGGGCUGACGGUGGGCCGGUUCCUGGCCGUCGCCGAGAGCCUGCCGGACUCCGCCAGGGGCUGCUUCGACGGCGUCUACAGAGCGCUGGACAUCUUCCUCCAGUGCUCUGCAAUUCAUGUAUUCCUCUGCGUCCAUUGCAGUCUCACGCCGCGCUGACCGUGGAGGAGAGGGCGGCGGCGUGCCGGUGCGUCAACUACGAGAAGCUGACCCUGGAGGCCUGCAGGGACAUGGCCAGGAACCGGCGCGUCCCGGCGGCCGUCGCCGUGCAGGCGCUGGCCUCGCAGCGGUGGCGGCCCGAU
Brachypodium distachyon (stiff brome) is the source of this 2874-nucleotide messenger RNA. RefSeq names its product BTB/POZ domain-containing protein At1g50280. The transcript is spliced from 3 exons. Bases 1331 to 2731 code for a protein of 466 amino acids. The record is from RefSeq and is a predicted model, not a curated record. Lineage: Eukaryota; Viridiplantae; Streptophyta; Magnoliopsida; Poales; Poaceae.